AUCAAUCUUAGCUAAUCAGCCAUGAAAACCCACCAACCCAAACUCAAACCACCACCUCGUCCUCUCUUCUCUUGUGGUUUCUUUCGCUACUGCACUCAAUCUGUACUCAGCCCCACCAAUCCCAACCCGCCGGCGCUACCUCUUUCAGAACAACCGCCACCACCACCACCACCACAACCCCACUCCGAAUCUUCUUCUUCAUCGAAUACUUCACAAAGCUUCACUCAAUGGAGAUUCUCUCACACACCCAUCUCAACCAGCAAUAUCCUGGCGGACCCAUCGCCGGAAACAACCCGAAUGCACCACCAAUCACCUCCGCCGCCACCUCCUCCGCCACCUGUUAUUAUUUCAGACCUUCAAGAGCUUUUCCACGUGGCAGAGCUUCAGUUCAGUACGGGUCUCGAUUCGGACAAAGUGAAGGCAAUCUACAUGCUGCAGUAUUCGUUGGUUAAUCCACGCGCCGCCACGGAAGGUGGAGAGUUGGUGUCGUGUCCACCGGCGGUGAUGAGAGGAGUGUUGGGUUGUUUGAAGGAUAAAGCGGUGGCGAAACCGGCAACCAAGGUGUUGUUGGCGCUUUGUUUAGGUGAGUCUAACAGACACGUGGCGGUCGAGGAAGGGGCGGUGGGGAAAGUUGUGGAGGCGCUGGUGGAUUUGGACGGUGGUGCGGUGGCGGAGAGGGCAUUGGCGGCUUUGGAGCUUCUUUGUACGGUGGCGGAGGGGGCGGCGGAGUUGAGAGCACACGCGCUGGUGGGGCCGAUGAUGGUGGAAGUGAUGAGGAGGAUGGAAACCACCAGGGGGCGGGAGAACGCCAUCGGGAUCUUGGCGGUGAUAUUCGGCGGUACCGGAGGAGAUGCGGCGGUGGGGUUUGCACCGCAAGAGGAGGUGGCGCGUGUAGUGAUGCUGGCAAUGCAAGGGGAUUGUAGCGCCAGAGGAAGGAGAAAAGGGGCCCAGCUUCUGAAAAUUCUUCAAGAAAAUGAACGUUUAGAUAUAACGCAAGAAGUGGGAUGAACGGCCACGAUUUCAUCUGGAGAAUGUAUUAUUUAAAAGACCAAUUAUGCGAUUUCUUUCUGUA
Molecule: messenger RNA, 1072 nt
Organism: Cynara cardunculus var. scolymus (artichoke)
Lineage: Eukaryota; Viridiplantae; Streptophyta; Magnoliopsida; Asterales; Asteraceae
Product: U-box domain-containing protein 26
Exons: 1
Coding region: 22-1008 (328 amino acids)
Source: RefSeq, a predicted model, not a curated record